AUGUGCUUCCACCAGGGCAAAGACCAGUGCCACCAGCCAGAGCAACCCUCAUGCCACAGCAGGGAAGGGUGCCACGGGAGCCGUGGUGGAUCCAGAUGCCAUGGGACUAGCGGUGGAUCCAGUUGCCACGGGAGCAGAGGAUCCGGAUGCUGUGGGAGCAGCGGUAGAUCUGGAUGCCACGGGAGCAGCAGUGGAUCUGGAUGCCACAGGAGCGGUGGGGGAUCCUGCCAUGGAAAGCCACAGGAUUGCCAGCAGGAAAUUUACCAAGUACCCUCAAAGAUGAAGUGA
Molecule: messenger RNA, 288 nt
Organism: Cariama cristata (Red-legged seriema)
Lineage: Eukaryota; Metazoa; Chordata; Aves; Cariamiformes; Cariamidae
Product: loricrin-like
Source: RefSeq, a predicted model, not a curated record